Molecule: messenger RNA, 1188 nt
Organism: Girardinichthys multiradiatus
Lineage: Eukaryota; Metazoa; Chordata; Actinopteri; Cyprinodontiformes; Goodeidae
Gene: dctpp1
Product: dCTP pyrophosphatase 1
Exons: 1
Coding region: 80-676 (198 amino acids)
Biological process (GO): nucleoside triphosphate catabolic process
Molecular function (GO): nucleoside triphosphate diphosphatase activity
Source: RefSeq, a predicted model, not a curated record
AGGGAGAGGGUUUAAAACGAGUCGUAGUUCCGUUAAGGACGCGUCAUUUCCGUGCUACCAACUGGCGGGACUUCUUCACAUGGUGGAAGUUGGGAGCAGGUUGUUUACAGACGUUAAAAGCUUAUUUUUACGCUCAAAAAGCUGUCAAAACAUGAUGGCAACAAACGGAAAAGACUGCCGAGGGCUGAAGCACGACGUGUCCGUGCCCUCAAACGGGAGCUGUGAGGAAUUCGCUGCGAUGAACGGGACAGCCACGGAGGUGGAGACCCCUUCCAACGGUGCAGAAGUUCGGCCGCAGAGGUUCACCUUCAGCCCGGAGCCCAGCAUGGAGGAUAUCCGGAGGAUGCAGGCCGAGUUCACGGACGAGCGGGACUGGAAUAAGUUCCACCAGCCCCGCAAUCUGCUCCUGGCUAUGGUCGGAGAGGUUGGCGAGGUGGCGGAGCUCUUCCAGUGGCGAGGGGAGGCGGCGGAGGGUCUGCCGGACUGGACCGAGACCGAGCGGGAGCAGCUGGCGCACGAACUGAGCGACGUGCUGAUCUACCUGGUGGAGCUGGCCGAGAAAUGCCGCGUCGACCUUCCCCAAGCGGUGCUCCGCAAAAUGGCUCUUAACCGACUGAAAUAUCCCGCAAGCAAGGUGCACGGCUCGGCCAAAAAAUACACGGAAUACAAGGACUGAGCUGAAGUUCAGGGUGAGGAGACUUCCGAUGUUUCUGGAGCUGAUUUCUGAACUCCCUGCAAAGCUGCUGCACAACGUCUCCAUCUUAUGGGUCAAUGACAUUGUUCUGGGUCAGUCUGUUGAAUACCAAGGAUGCGGUUGUUCUACAAAAAUGCAACUUUACGUUUCAUUUCCUGAGACACACUGGAAACAUGUCUGCUUCCAAUCGUUUAAACUCGAGUUUGUUUCCUGUAGGUGUGACGCAAAGUUUUUUGGAGGACAGGGAAGAAGAUAUUUCCCCCUGUUCAUUUUAUAGCUGCAUUUUAAUAAGUUAUAUUGGUUUCGUUAUAAAGAUAACAGUUUAGAUAAAAACAAUCAAAGGAGUUGGAACCACAACUAACAUAGAAAUCUUACAAGCAACUAGUUAUUAUUAUAAUAUUUUUUUUUCUUAAAUUUUCUCAUCUGAUUAAACAUUUUCCUCCAAUCUGAACUGAUUUCUAUUCUUUCCAACAGUAAAAGUUACUUAAAAUCUG